Erinaceus europaeus (western European hedgehog) is the source of this 2847-nucleotide messenger RNA. RefSeq names its product mesenchyme homeobox 1 (gene MEOX1). Gene Ontology annotation, cellular component: nucleus. The transcript is spliced from 3 exons. Gene Ontology annotation, molecular function: RNA polymerase II cis-regulatory region sequence-specific DNA binding; DNA-binding transcription factor activity, RNA polymerase II-specific. Gene Ontology annotation, biological process: positive regulation of transcription by RNA polymerase II. Lineage: Eukaryota; Metazoa; Chordata; Mammalia; Eulipotyphla; Erinaceidae. Bases 393 to 1160 code for a protein of 255 amino acids. The record is from RefSeq and is a predicted model, not a curated record.
CUGGGCCCAGCCCUCUGCAGGCAUUCACUCCAGGCUCUGGGUCGGGCUCCUCAGUAGCUGUUUUGUGCGGGCUGGGAUCAUGAAAAUGUGUGGUGUCAUCAGCGACAAAUGCACAUACAGGGGGCCCCAAUAGGCAUGCUGGCAUUUGGGGGGGCAGGAAACGAGCAGUGUGGUCCAACACAGGCGUGUGCACACACGUGCAGCUGGUCACACGUGUGCAUGCCCCAAGGGCAGAUUUCAGUUUGGGUGUUUGUUUUGGUUUCAGGGUGAUUUUUCUCUUGAACACUUUUUUCCCCUUCCUAUUGAACUUUUUUUUUUUGCAUUUUUAAAAAAACUUUGAAUAUACAAAAUAUAAGACUCUGAAAGUCCCUGCUGCGGAUAGCAGACAGUAGAUGGAUCCUGUGGCCAACAGCUGCAUGCGGAGCCCGCAACCCCCAGCUCCAGGCUGGGGCUGCCUUCGAAACCCCCACUCUGAAGGCAGUGGGACCUCAGGGAUACCCCACUACCCGCCAACCCCAUUCUCCUUCCACCAGAAGCCAGACUUCCCAGCAACGACAGCAGCAGCAGCAUACCCCGACUUCUCAGCCUCCUGCCUGGCAGCCGCCCCCCACAGCCUACCCCAGGAAGAGCACAUCUUCACUGAGCAGCAUCCUGCCUUCCCAUCCCCCCCUGAUUGGCACUUCCCCAUCUCAGAGGCCAGACGCAGGCCCAACCAGGGGUCACCUGGGUGCUCCAGGGAAAUGGGGCCCAGCAGCCCAGGCCUGGUCGAUACCAACGGAGGCCCGGGAGAGGACUACGAGGUCCCUGGGGGCACUGCCAAUGAGACAGAGAAGAAGUCAACCAGGAGGAAGAAGGAGAGUUCAAAUAACCAGGAGAACAGAGGGAAAUCAGAAGGCAGCAGCAAGGCCCGAAAGGAGAGGACAGCCUUCACCAAGGAGCAGCUUCGGGAGCUGGAGGCUGAGUUUGCUCAUCAUAACUACCUGACCCGCCUCAGAAGAUAUGAGAUUGCUGUCAAUCUGGACCUCUCUGAGCGCCAGGUCAAAGUGUGGUUCCAGAACAGAAGGAUGAAGUGGAAGCGUGUGAAAGGAGGUCAGCCUAUUUCCCCUCAUGGACAUGACCCCGAGGAUGGGGACUCUGCAGCCUCUCCAAGUUCUGAGUGAGAUUAUCUAAGGAGAAAGAAAAAGAAGAAAAAAAAAAAACAACAGACUGAAGACUGAACCCCCUUUGCAGGUAUCCCCACCCCACCCCACCUCCAUGCUUAAUUCCACCUUCUACCACUUGCCUCAACCUCUGCACACUUUGCUGUGAUAUGGAAUUGAUGAUCAUUCAUGCCCAGCACUGCUGUCUGAGCAGCCCCACCUCCCAGGACCUUCACUUCCUGCAAAGUCAUGACAGCCCAGUGGGAACAGCUCCAGGGACAGUGCUUCUCAGGAGUUCCUGGCUGCCACCCACACCUUUGCCACCUUCCUCCUACAGCAGCCAGGCCUCCUCUGGGUCUGAACACCCCCUGAUCUGGCAGAAGAGGUAUAUUGGAGCCAGGUAGUGACUUGUGAAAGCAGAAUGCUGGCAGAGGGGUCAGGGAAGAGGAAAUCACUGAGACACACGCCCUACAGCACUCUUUCCAGUUUCUGUUUUGAGUCUGUCUGAGGCUCUGGGGACUCUGUUGUUCUGAAAUUCCAGAGAAUCAGUGCAAGGAGGGUGGAGGACAGAAAGUCAGCCACCAUAAAUUAGAAAUCAGCCCCUGCUUUGAAACUUGAGGGCUGUGGAGACCAGGUGGUGGCACACCUGGUUAAGCACACACAUUACAGUGUGCAAGGACCUGGCUUCAAGCCCCAGUCCCCAUUAGCAGAGCGAAAGCUUCACAAGCAGUGAAGUGGUGCUACAAGUGUCUCUCUGUCUCUGUCCUUCUCUAUCUUCCCCCUUGCCUCUCAAUUUCUCUCUGUUUCUAUCCAAUAAGUAAGUAAAUUUAAAACAAAGAAAUUUGAGGGCUGUUAAGUGAGUAGGUUUGUGAGCACUGUCUGGAGAAGACAGUCAGAAAAACAGUUCAAUGUGGCUAUCUGUGGUCUCUAUAUAGACCAUCAUACUGACUUGUCAGAGUAACUGAGAAUGGACCCAAGACAGUACCUGCUUCUUAAAAUCAGUUCAGGGCUACAACGAUGAAGCAACACCAUAGAGCAAAAGAACAUCUUCUUCUACAUCCACACUUUCUAGAUUGAACAAUCAUCCAGAUAUUGCUAUUGUUGAAAGGAUGGAGGGCUGACUCUUGGGCUGCUGGUGAAGAUCUGGAAGUAUGCUGUGCUGGAGCAGAAGACUCACAAUCACACUGCUCUCAAAGGGUUCUGACUACAGCUGGGAACAAGAAAACAGUCCUUAUUUCUCUACCACGUCCUUCUGAGCCCCUCCCAUGUUGUCCACAAAAGCUGUUAUUAUGGAAAGAAUUGUUGAUUGGCGGGGGGGGGGGGGGGGGGGGCUGCCUAAAUAUCCCAGGUGACACUCCAGGACUGACCCAAAUAUCCUAUAGGGACAGAAUUCCCUGGAGAGCAAGUCCUUUGCCCCCCUCAAGUACUCCUGGGGUCCUAAUACCAGCCGGUGAUGCAGAUCAGCAAAAAUUUGUAACCCUUGUGUGUGGACUGAAUCAUUUCCAUAUGAAAAGAACCCACCCCUAUCCCAAAAGGAAAAACGCUGUAGAAAGUGAUGGCCAAAAGAGAUGGCUGGGGAGAGCGUUAUAAUUUUUUUUUCUAACGUAUACUUUAUAUAUUUUCUUAAGAUCACAUCAAGUUAACUGGGAAAGAGCCAGUCACUUAGCAAAUAAAACUCUUGGAAAAAUAAAGCCAAUAGAAAAGCAAA